Penicillium argentinense is the source of this 1638-nucleotide messenger RNA. RefSeq names its product adenosylmethionine decarboxylase SPE2. The transcript is spliced from 2 exons. Gene Ontology annotation, biological process: spermine biosynthetic process; spermidine biosynthetic process. NCBI's taxonomy places the organism in Eukaryota, Fungi, Ascomycota, Eurotiomycetes, Eurotiales, Aspergillaceae. Bases 1 to 1638 code for a protein of 545 amino acids. Gene Ontology annotation, cellular component: cytosol. Gene Ontology annotation, molecular function: adenosylmethionine decarboxylase activity. The record is from RefSeq and is a predicted model, not a curated record.
AUGGUUUACGUCGGUAUUCCGAAGAAUUACACCACCUCGCCGUCCUCGUUUGCCGGGACGCCUUCUCUGACCAUCAACUAUGAGGCCACUCAGGACCUAGACUCCACCAAUGCCUUCGAAGGUCCCGAAAAGCUUCUCGAGGUGUGGUUUGCGCCAUCGGCCUCUGAGCUCGGCCCUGCUGGUCCUGAGGGCCUAAAGAAGGUCCCCAGCGACAUCUGGAAGGACAUGCUCGACCUUGUCAACUGCCAAGUUCUCUCCAUUGUCUCCUCCGAGGACGCCGAUGCCUAUCUGCUGUCCGAGUCUAGCAUGUUUGUCUGGCCACACAAGCUGAUCCUGAAGACCUGCGGCACCACUACUCUGUUGUCUGGUCUCCCUCGCAUCUUGGAGAUCGCUGCUCUGUUCGCAGGCUUCCCGCGCGCCACGGCUCCCGCAUCUCGCGGAAUUACCAUCGCUGCGGCUCCCUACCGGGUCUUCUACAGCCGCAAGAACUUCCUGUUCCCUGACCGUCAGCGCGGCCCUCACCGCAGCUGGCGUGAUGAAGUUCGUACCAUGGACAAGUUGUUCCUUAAUGGCAGCGCCUACAUGAUCGGCAAGAUGAACGGCGAGCAUUGGUACCUCUACCUGACUGAGCCUCACACUCUGCUCACCCCACCGGCGAGCCCUCAAGAGGAGGUAGAAUUUGUUGAAACCGAGACCAAGGUCCUCGAAUUCCCCAAGAGCGCACCUGUCUCCGCCGACUGUGACGAGCAUGAUGAGACUUUGGAGGUUCUGAUGACUGAUUUGGACGAGGAGAAUGCGAAGCAGUUCUAUCUGGACAAUGCCACUGCUGUGGCCGAGAAGCGCUACCGCAACUUUGACAAGGAGGAAGGUGUUGAGCAUUUGGAUGUUUUCAGCAACUGCUCUGAUCCAGAUGACAUGGACAUGAAGGACAGCGGGAUCUUGCCGCCGGAACUUACCACGGAGGGUCAUGCUCUCGGUACUGUGGUCUCGGAAUCGUGCGGUCUCUCGGACGUGUACCCCAAGGCCAAGUUCCCCGAUGCGCGCAUCGAUGCGUACCUCUUCACGCCCUGUGGCUUCUCCGCCAACGGUGUUGUGCCUGCUCCGGAGAACAAGGGACCGACCCACUACUUCACCGUGCAUGUCACCCCCGAGCCGCACUGCUCAUACGCGUCCUUCGAGACCAAUGUGCCGCACUCUCAGAAUGGCCAGACCACGCACGACAUUAUCCAGCAGGUUGUCAACAUCUUCAAGCCUGGUCGUUUCAGCAUCACCUUGUUCGAGACCAAGCCCUCUGCUGAGGAGCUUGAUGCCGACGUGAACGGUUUCCACGAGGCCGCUCACUCGCAACGCCAGGCUUUGCGCCGCAGCCCCAAGAUGGAGCAUGUCGAAGGCUACCGCCGUGUCGACCGUAUUGUGCACGAUUUGAAUGGCUACGAUCUUGUGUUCCGCUACUAUGAGCGCAACGACUGGAAGGGGGGCACCCCGGAUCGGAGAGAAGUUCUAAAAGCUCUACCUCUCGUUGAGCUCUUCGGACUCCCGCCAGUUUUACUCUCCUCUGGCCGGCCUCUUCCAGUUAUUGUGCUAGCCCGUCGAUUAUACUCGACGUAUUUGCACAGCUUUUUAUCUUCUCAACUUUAA